Monosiga brevicollis MX1 is the source of this 455-nucleotide messenger RNA. RefSeq lists its product as uncharacterized. The record is from RefSeq and is a predicted model, not a curated record. The annotation marks the transcript as partial. The transcript is spliced from 2 exons. Lineage: Eukaryota; Choanoflagellata; Craspedida; Salpingoecidae.
GAACGCCAGCGCCGCGCUAAAGCUGCCGCACUGGCCAGCACAUCCUCUAGAACCCCGGUCCCCGCCCGUACUUCCAACGUGCAUCAGCCUACCCCCCACCGUGCCACCGCCGGCUUUGGCAGCACCUCGCCGCGCUUCACGGUUGCCGGCGCCUACCCUCGCAGCCUCCGCCCCGGUACCUGCAUUACCGCCGCCGCCUAUCGCGUCGUGCCCGAGUCGACUCGACGCGGUCCCGGCACCUAUCCUUUGACUGGCAUGGAGACCAUGCAUUCGCGCCGCGUGCCCAUGAGCCUCAAUCGCCCAGGCCCUCGCUAUCAACCCGAGAACCAAUUUCAAAGCUCCGUCCCGGGCCCUGUCGAAUACGGCGAUGCAACCACCCGCAUGGAUGAGUAUUCGGCCUCGCUGCGCCACCCGGGCCGACGUGGCCUCUUGGAUGCCGUCCGCGACGAAGUCCA